AUGGCCUCGCCGACCACCACGCCCCGGGCUGUCCAGCCGAGCAUCAGCCGGGUCACCAGUGACUUGGCAGACUUGGACGAGGCCAAGUACGAUGUGCGGACGCUGGAGCGACUCAAGGGCUUGGUCCUUGAGAAGCAGCAGUGCGUAGAUUCGGAGGACUACACAGGCGCCAAGCGGUGCAAGGAGGCCAUCCUCAUGUUGCGGAAGACAGGCCUAACGAUCUGCGACCUGGAAGAGCAGAAGAAGGUGGCGGUGGAGAAUGAGGAGUAUGAUGUGGCCAAGUCCUUGAAGUCGGAGAUCGACCGGCUGAGACAGCAAUGCGAGCGAGCAGGACAGGAGCCGGACUCUGCACCUCCCGCACCCGCGCCCGCGAAAGCCGCGGCGAAGCGCCCAGAGCGGCCGGAGCGGCCGGAGCGGCCGGAGAGGCCGAAGGCUUCAGUAGAAGCACCGCGGGAGGCGGACCGGGACCGCGUGGAUUCCUCAAGCUCUUGGGCUGAUUCGGAGCUUCGGGCCAUGGCGCGGGUCUCGCUGUCCAGCGGCGCGGAGGUCGUGGCCGCUGCGGAGUUUGCCGCGUGGUGGGAGGAGCAGCGGGCGCGCCGGGAGGAAGGAGCUUGCUUCUUCCACGCGCUGCGCCGGGAAGUCGCUCGGCGCAUGGGGCUGCGCCACUUCCGGCAGCUCGCGUUGGUCUGUGAGGAGAAGAUCCUGGGGCCUGAGAGCCCAUGGAACAAGGACGACCCCCUGGUGGCGGUGGUCCGCCAGUUCGCUUCCGGCGACGAGCUGCUGGCGGCCGCCGAGGCGGAGGACGUGGAGCGCCUGGGCCGCGCCUUGGAUCGGCCCGCGCACCCCGACGCGGCCAGCGGCGGCGACGACGGCGAGCGCUUCAGCGCCCUCCACCGCGCCGCAGGGCGCGGGCACCUGCAGGUGGUGCAAUGUUUGCUGGAAGCUGGCGCCGACCAGGAUAAGAUCAUAGAUGGGAUGACUGCUCUGCAGCUCGCUGCCGGCGAAGGCCACGUGGAGGUGGUGCAGUGUUUGCUGGACGCGGGCGCCGACAAGAACCGCGGUACGACUGAGAGGGCCUUGACACCAAUGCAUCUGGCCGUAUCCCACGGUCAUACCGAAGUGGUGCAGCGCUUGCUGGACGCACGUGCUGACAAAGACCAGGCAGAGAAGAGCGGGAGCACUCCGCUGAUGCAAGCCGCAGUCCACGGGCACGGGCAAUUGGCGCGCACCUUGCUGGAGGCCAAGGCCAAUAUGAACAAGAGCGCUCACAACGGGCUCACGCCCAUGCACAUGGCCGCGUGCCAGGGGCACAAAGACGUCCUGCGAACACUGCUGGACAGUGGAGCAGACAAGGACACAGCCGCAAUCAGUGGGGAGACUCCACUGCUGUCCGCCUCCAAAGUGGGCCAUGAGCAGAUCGCCCAGUGCUUGCUGGAGGCUGGCGCCAACAAGGACUCCAGCACCGUCGAUGGAGUCACGCCGCUGCUGGGUGCCAUCGUCCAGGGCCGGAAGGGCAUGGUGCGCUGCCUGCUGGCGGCCGGAGCCGACGUCCAGAAGCGGAACGUCAUGGGGGAGACCUCUUUGCACGCUGCCGCAGCUCAGGGACACGAAGACAUCGUAAGUUGGCUGCUGGAAGCCAAGGCGCAGAAGGACCAGGUCUCCAAAAACGGGCUCACGGCUUUGCACUUCGCCUGUGCGCAAGGCCAUCCCGCGGCGGCGCGGUGCUUGCUGCAGGCCCGCGCUUUGUUGGACGAGGUGAACAUCAACAAGAACACACCGAUGCACGUGGCGGCGGCGCAGGGAUAUGUGGAGGUGGUGCGUGCGUUGGUGCAGGCCAAAGCGGCCAAGGAUAAGCUGAACCGCGACAAGUUGACGCCACUCCACUUCGCAGCGCUCAACGGCCACGUGCAGGUGGUGGCUUGCUUGCUGGAGGCGGGCGCUGACAAGGACAAGCCCAACAGCGCGGGGCACGUGCCCUUGCAGACUGCUGCUGCAAAGGGCCACCGAGACGUGGUAUGCUGCCUCCUAGAUGCUUACAGCAACACCUGA
Molecule: messenger RNA, 2049 nt
Organism: Effrenium voratum
Lineage: Eukaryota; Dinophyceae; Suessiales; Symbiodiniaceae
Source: the annotation of a GenBank genome assembly